AUGUAUGACUACAACAUACUGCUGGGAUACUUGAACGGUAAGGACGUGUCACUAUCAGAAGUGAGAGAAAGACAAAGCAACAUGCAUGUCAAAAGCACCUCUUCUCGACCUUUCAAGACGGCCUUGUACAAGUCGCUGGCUUCUUCAUAUGCCGCACUACUGCAUACGAUUCAUCUCGAGUUUGUCAAAGUGCAGACUGCGCAUCUCUCAGGAGCUUCCUGCUAUCAGAGACAGCAUUCGCAAAGUAAGAACCUACCAAACAGGAUUGAUGAACUGCCAGCCAUAGCGAAAGACCUCGAGGGAAGUCAUGGCAGACUCCCUGGAAUUGCCGAUAAGAUCACAACAGUCCAUGAUGAGUUGCCCGCCAUCUCUGGUAAAGUAGCGGCUAUUCAUGAUGAACUGCUCCCGCGGAUGCAAGAUGAUAUGCAGCGCCUCCUGCUAAGUCAGCCAAUCUCAACAACGGGAUCCAAAGCGAAUGCUCUACGGGCUCUUCUACUAAUACCUUUCGCUAGAAAUUCAACAUUCAUUGGGCGGGACUUUCAAAUCGAGGAUCUUGGUGCCAGACUUGAGAGGCAGGUUGGACACACUCGUGUUGCUCUAGCUGGUUUGGGUGGAAUAGGGAAGUCCCAGGUCGCCUUGGAGUAUGCUUACCGCCGUCUUGAAAGGGAGCCUCAACUCUCAGUAUUUUGGAUGAAUGCCAGCAGUGCUUCGCGCUUCGAAUAA
Molecule: messenger RNA, 723 nt
Organism: Letharia columbiana
Lineage: Eukaryota; Fungi; Ascomycota; Lecanoromycetes; Lecanorales; Parmeliaceae
Exons: 4
Coding region: 1-723 (240 amino acids)
Source: RefSeq, a predicted model, not a curated record